Molecule: messenger RNA, 1336 nt
Organism: Amphibalanus amphitrite
Lineage: Eukaryota; Metazoa; Arthropoda; Thecostraca; Balanomorpha; Balanidae
Product: larval cuticle protein LCP-17-like
Exons: 3
Coding region: 450-1049 (199 amino acids)
Cellular component (GO): chitin-based extracellular matrix
Molecular function (GO): structural constituent of chitin-based larval cuticle
Source: RefSeq, a predicted model, not a curated record
GGCCCUGUUUAUAGUGUACCUAAAUGUGUGUGUACGUGUGUUGGGCAGGAAGGGGGCUUUGCAGGUUUCUCUAAACGCGUACGUGGUCCUAGCAGAAGAAGAAAAUUGUCCCACCGUGCUACGGUCAUUAUGGCGAUGCUGUUUAGGUCUUUAAAACGUAGCGCCAUUGACUGCAACCUGCAUACAGCACCACAUUUAGCAUUUGAUUAGUAAAACGUGAGCAAUUGGCUCAUGAAAUUAUGCAAAUUGAGGGUCAUCUCACCGGUCUGCAAGCGAUCAUAUAACUUCCCAAUGUAACUGGACUGAAAGACGUCAAAAACCGUGCCAAUGUCAGGGUUGUUCGGCACAGGGCACCGUAUAUAACCCCGCGAAUACCAAACGAACGCCAUCAGUGUUCAACGGCACAUCACAGAAACUCAGUGCAGCUAGUACAUCCAACUAAACCAGCCAUGAAAAUAGUGUUGGCGCUUUCUGUUCUGGCGGUGGCUGCGGCGGCGCCUCAGGGCUACGGAGCCCCUCCCCAGGGCUACGGAGCCCCGGUGGGCGGCGCAGCGGCCUCGCAGCUGCCAGUCUAUGGCGCCUCACAGGGGUCCGCCGGAGCCCAGAGCCAAGACGCUCAGGCCAGAACCAUCAGCGAGGAGAACAUCAACAAUGGUGACGGCACCUACCGCUUCAGUUUCGAGACGGACAACGGCAUCCUGCGAGAGGAGGAGGGUGACGGCACCCAGGUGAGGGGCAGCUACAGCUACACCGCCGACGACGGCACACCCGUGGAGAUCACCUUCGUGGCCGACGAGAACGGCUUCCAGCCGGAGGGCGACGCGCUGCCGACACCGGUGCCCACCGAGUACCCGACACCCGAGGUGCCGGCCACGGAGGCGGCAGCGGGCUCCUACUCGGCCCCCUCGGCGGCAGCGGGCUCCUACUCGGCCCCUGCGGCUGCAGCGGCCCCCUACUCUGCCCCCUCGGCUGCAGCGGCCUCCUAUUCUGCCCCCUCGGCUGCAGCGGCCUCCUACUCGGCCCCCAGCCGCUCAUACGGUGCCUUCUAAAGAUAGAUUGAAUCGAUGACUCCCCCGAAAGACAGCCAGCCUUUGACCGGCGACAGCUAUCGCCCAUUUGAACUUCAUGAUGAGAAUGGUGGCGUUGAUUCAAUAUCUGAUAAGUGUAAGAGGUUGAAGAGCGAUUAAGAUAAUGUCUGAUGGUCGUCAUGUAUGCCUGUGUUUGUGUGUGUCCAUUGUCUGUAUUUAUAAUUACCCUUGAAAGCGAUAAUGUCGCGUGUGAUUCGUCUCCAUGUAGGUAUGUUAAUAGUUUUAUUUAUUUAUUAGUCGUCUGUUAU